CCAGACCUGGUAGUCUGCGGUAGCAGUCGCAGAGCGCGCCCGUGCCCAACAAGUUCCGCGAACGAACAUUGUCUUAAUUUGAAAGAAAAUGCGCUUCUCCCGUGACGCGUGAUUCGGAGGCCGCGGCGCGGGAGUUUGACACAUGUUGCAGAGGGGAAUAAGGUUCAAUUCUGCAAGGCACAACCCUGGCUAGUCCGGUGCAAAGAGCCGCUUUCCACGCCGAAAUGACUGGGCAGCGGCUUUGCUCUGCUCUGCAUUGUUGAAGUCCAUGGGCGACGGUAACCAGUCAUGCUCGUUAGUCUACAAGAGCAAUAAAAAAAUAUAUGAGAAAAAAAAGGUAUAUGUUUGGCAUGUGACAGGGAGUAAGGGAGCGCGGCAUGCGGGGUGAGCGCUCCAAGUGGGUGGCGGCCUCGCUGGCCUCACUCGCGGUGAUCCUGGCGCUCGGCCUGGCACCGCUGGGCUCGGCCGAACUCAAUGGAGGGGUUACGGAUCCAUCGAAACCCGGCCGCGUCGGCGACUGGUGCUCACUAACGGCCGACUGCAACUUUCCUGAUGCAGUUUGCGACGAGAGCCAGAAGGUUUGCACGUGCCACCCUGACGUGCCCAUCAGCAACCAUUUCGAUAAAUGUGGAAAACCGGCAAGCAUCAAUGAAUCCUGCUUGUUUAAUGAGCAGUGCGAAGACGUUGACUUCAAGACCGAGUGCAAGAAUGAACGUUGCGCUUGCAAGUUCGAGAUGGUACCGCUGGUCACCGUCGACGGAGCAGUUAUAUGUACUCCCGUAAAACCAGUUGAUGAGUCUACCAGGACCGUUGACCCCGCGAUGAUUGGAGUCCUCGUCGGCAUGGCGCUGAUGUUCGUCAUCAUUUGCGUUGUUCUUCGGCUUUUCAGCAGGGCAAGAUGGCGUGAAAACAGGACGAUCUUCAACACUCCAAAUCCUCGUCUGAUGAAUGUUUCUUUGCUCAGAGAAUCUAAGCUGUUGCACUCUCAGGACCGUCGUGGUUCUAGAGUGAGCAUGCGCCCGCCUUCUCGGCAGGCGAGCCAGCAGGAGUUAAGACCCCACUCGCCGAGUCCAGCACGACCUCAACAAAGUCAUCAGUCACACCGAAAAUCCUCAGGCUCUCAUCGUGGUUCAAGAGCAAGUAGCGGGCAUUCAGCCACGUCAUUGCGUUCAGCAACUCUGAGAUCUCCAACGACUCCUGGACCGGCCUCAGUUACAGUCCAAAUACGAGCUCCAGAUACGUAAACGUUGCUAUGAAGAUGAAACUUAAACCAUAGAAGAUAGAACAACAUAGAAACGACAUCCAAAUAAAUAUCACAGUAUUUCAGUCCAACAUUCUUUUUAUUUAUUACAUUAAUAUCGUUCAAUGUUUUAUAUUAAAUUAAGGCUUGAAUUUGUCUUUGUAGUGAAUAUAAAUUUAUGCACCGUAUGUUAUUGAAUUAUAUUGCCACUAUAAAAAGUGCCUCUAAUAUUAAUUAAUGAAAACGUUCAGAUUACCUACACGAAAUAUGAAAAUUAGUUUACUAAAGAUAGAACUUAUUUAUUCACGAUUCACAGUUCUAUAUUAUUAUAUGUCACUAUUAGAAUACGAAGCACUAUUAAAAUAAAAUAGUAUAAAGACUAGCUUGAUAAGUUUAGCUUUUUAGCAUUAGAAGGAGAGCUUUUUGGCAUUUUUUUUGUAGUUCAUUAGUUUUUCAAAUGGUCGAUUAUUAAUGAUUAAGUCUAAGCUACAAAUUAGAUUUCAUUCUAUAUCUAAAUUAAACGAAUGCUAGAUUUUGUGAUUUCCUGCCUUAGAAAUAUUAAUAGCGAAUACUAAGCUAUGUUAGAUCUAUGAUAAAAUAUUAGGGACCAUCUCCCUGGGUUCGAAAAAAAAAAAAAAGGAGAUUUUUAUGUAAUGCGGAGAAUGGGUUCUACGCCGCUUUCUAAUAUAAGACUUUCUGAAUUUAGCUUUAAUUUUAAGAGCAAAUAGCUUAUUUUGAGCGUUUCAAUACGAGAGAGGAGCUAUUAGCAAACGUCGCUAUGGAGCUCGUCUACUAUUAGAUGUUUCUUAUUUAAAAUUUUAAUGUGUAAAAUGGGGAAGUUUACACAUUUUUUGAUACUGUAAGUUAAUAAUUAUGCACUAAGUCGCUUCUUCGACGAUGUAUUUGCGAAACGCACAAAAAAAAAACAAAAGACGCAAUAUUCGACUUCGGCAUCUUCAUAUCUUUUUUUUUCUUGUUGAAGAUAUAUUCCAAUAAAUGGGGAAGAAUUGGGAAAUAUCUUCUACAGUAAACCAAAUCUUUAUAUUUGUUAUUAAUUCAAUUAGUAAUUAAUUAAUGAUAAUGAAUAUUUUACGAAAACAUAUAAUAUAAUAUUAUGCUCACGUUCAUUAUUAUAAUAAUAUUUCGGACACUGCUAGUUGUAAACAUACUGAAAAAGUUUAUGCCAUAACUAUAUAAAUUUUAUUAUAUCUUAUACUUCCAA
Messenger RNA from Bombyx mori (domestic silkworm), 2462 nucleotides. RefSeq lists its product as uncharacterized. Lineage: Eukaryota; Metazoa; Arthropoda; Insecta; Lepidoptera; Bombycidae. The transcript is spliced from 10 exons. The record is from RefSeq and is a predicted model, not a curated record. The coding region runs from base 378 to 1244 and encodes 288 amino acids.